Messenger RNA from Caenorhabditis remanei, 2997 nucleotides. RefSeq lists its product as uncharacterized. Gene Ontology annotation, molecular function: RNA polymerase II general transcription initiation factor activity; transcription coactivator activity. Gene Ontology annotation, biological process: transcription initiation at RNA polymerase II promoter; RNA polymerase II preinitiation complex assembly. Gene Ontology annotation, cellular component: SLIK (SAGA-like) complex; transcription factor TFIID complex; SAGA complex. The record is from RefSeq and is a predicted model, not a curated record. NCBI's taxonomy places the organism in Eukaryota, Metazoa, Nematoda, Chromadorea, Rhabditida, Rhabditidae. The transcript is spliced from 20 exons. The coding region runs from base 1 to 2997 and encodes 998 amino acids.
AUGAAUCCUCCAGAACCAGCAAUAAUCAAUGGACAACCUUUACGAAUUAUAACGCGUGGAUCUUCAUCAAAAAACGAGUUAGAAAUUAAAGAGGAAGCUUUCGACGCUGCUUGUUAUUCCAGCUCGUCUGGCAUCGUUAUCUCGUAUAAGGAUGGUUCUGGAGAGGUGUUGACAUCGGAAUCGUUUGAUGAUCCCGGCCUCCACUUCAUCUUCUCGAGAUCUACAGUAUUCCAAUAUCCAUCAGUUUAUGAUAAAAUUGGAAUCGGAUCAGUUGUUCAAGUAUUUUGGACACGAAGUUUCGAACGAGUCAUUCGAGGAUCUCAUAUUGUUGUACAAGUUGAGAAGAUGGAGGUUUAUAAGUGCGCCACAAUGAAGCGAGAACGAGUAUUCGUCACAUUCAACUCACAGAUGACGCCUGGUGUGGCAACUGGAAUUACAGAGAACUACACAACAGUGGCGUUUCAUCCGAAUUGCUCUUCAAAAAUGGCAUUUGAAGCAUUAAAGGCGCAUGGAGAGGGACGAACCGAGUUUGUGAUGAAACAGAUCCUCAAGAAUCAUUUCAUGGAAGCCUACUUUCUACAAUCGUCGGAUCGAGUGUAUUUCGAUCGAAAAGCGUGUCAUUCGAAUAUUUUGGAAAAAGUGUCAAUCGGUUCUCUGAUUCAUAUCCAAGCGACGCCCGCGUUCCCCUCAUCAUUCUAUAAAUGGUAUGGAUACGAUGUGACACUAUGUCAUAACUAUUUGGCUGAUGUUCACACACAACGAAGUUUUCAAAUGGAGACGGCGAAUGAGAUAUUGAAUGACACGAAAGACGACGAAGAAGAGGAUGAUCAACCGCUGAAAAGUGCAAAAAUCGCUUUUCAAACGAAACCCGUCGUGGUGGUUAGACAACAUGAGGAGGUUAAGCAGAAAAAACCACUCAACCUCCACAAAUUCAACUCGAAACAUGCAAAAUACAAAAUGCGGCAUCUUCUACUCGAUCAGUGUUAUAGUACGCUGAUCCCACGAGAAGCGAAAAUCAUACUCGACGCAUAUCUCGUCGAUCAAUAUCCAGAAUAUGAUGAUUCGGGAAGCGAGAAUCAAUAUGUGAUGACGACACGACUGGAAUCCGAUGAUAUGGAUACAACUCGUCCGGUGUAUAGCGAAUCGGUGGAGGAUGAUGUUUAUCAUUCUUUGACACCAUUCGGACUCAAUCGUAAACCCCGUCGACUCCGUGCCACACCACCACCAAAAAAAUCGAAAAAAGGCAACGAAUUGCCGCCAAAACUGUCUCCAGAAGAGGUCCGCCAACGUUUUGGAUGUCUUAUGGAUUCAGAUGGAUACGCAUUGAAUCAGAAGGUCAAAGAUGCAUUCGUGAUGCCGGAUACUAAAUGGAAACCGACGGAGAGGCGGUGGAUUGGCUGUCACGAUGAUCUGAAAUGGGUGUUGAUGGCUACAUUCAUCGAGCCAACUGCCGAGAAUUCGGCUAGAAAAGAAGGAUUACUCGGAGGCUGGUGGUAUCGUCGAAGUGUGCCAAGAGAUGCACCAAUUCAAAUAGUGAAACGAAUGGAAACUCGUCGGAAUGUGAUGGAGGAUUACAUGCCACAGCCAAUCGUCUAUAUCAAGCCACCGAAAAAGACGGAGGACGGUGAGGAGGCGCCGCCCGAGCCGUUAUUCACACAAAACACCGCGGAUCUACUUGGAAUUUCGAAUUUGGACACGCCAGCAGCCGAGUUGUUGGAGUUUUUGGCGCGUCAAACAAUAAAAGAAACGAUACGUCUCGCGGCGAAUUGGACGAAAAAAUGCGCGCGAAAACGGAUGACCGUAGCAGACGUGGAGAACGUGUUACGGUAUCAACAGAAUAUGGGACAACUCAAUAUUUCGACAGUCGACACACUGAAUAUCGGAAUACAACACUUACAACAAGUCGCUGGAACGUCUGGAAAUCCACUAUUCGCAUAUCAAAAAUCGGAUAUUGAUGUGGAUAAGGAGGAUACGGAGACGUUUGUCAAGAUUCCAAGAGAUUUGAGAAUUAUUUCGUAUCCACUUGUUACCGACGGUCAACCAGUACAAUCCGAUUACACGGUGAAUGUAGAUGAGGAAGACGGCAAUUAUUUCGAGAAGAACGCUCCAGAAGUGUUGGCGCCGAUUCAGGAGAAAGUCUCCGCCCCCAUCUCGAAGACGUCAUGUCUCCAAAUGUAUCGAGAAUCGGUGAAAAAUGUGAAACUCGAGCAAAAAGUGGGGAUGAAACCGUUGUCACUGGAAAUUCUUACGGUAGAACAACAGAUAUUUAUGAAAGAAAUCAUUACGGUGUGUAUGGGACAAGACGAUAAGAAACGUCAUGAGGCGUUGUACACGUUGGAGACCGACGCUGGGAUUCAGGUGUUCCUUCCAUAUCUAACCGAGAGAAUAUGCAAAUCCAUCUCAGCCAACAUAUCCCAGCGAUGUCUAUCACUCAUCAUUUACGCUGGACGUGUAUUACGAUCGUUAUCACUUAAUAAGGCGUGUGAUAUGACGGUUUCGCUCCACCACGUUAUCCCGUCUCUUCUGAGUUGUUGUGUCGGCCGAAAUAUGUGUCUCCGCCCCGAAACCGACAAUCAUUGGGCGUUGAGAGACUUCUCUGCGAAGACUUUGGUCAUGUUGGUUAGAGACCAAGUGGACAAACGUGACGCCGGAUUCACCGCCCGUCGCCUCUUCGAUUUCGCUCAUCGAAUAUUCCGUGACUCCGCCUCCUCGUUCUCAAUGAUCUACGGAACCAUUUACAUCCUUCAAGAAUUCAUUGUAGACACACGGAAAGCCACGUGGCUGCUCGCGGAGCUCUCCGAAAUGGCCACUCGAUGCAAACAGCACAUUGAGGCGGGCAAUCGAAUGCAAACGACGACGUCACAGUUAUCGAUGACCGAAGCGGCCAAACUGAGUCAGCAGAUUACGAAAUCCGAAGCAGUCAUCCGUACCCGCCACAGUAUCCCGUCGACGGUCGCAGCUGGAGGCGUCGCUCCACUAAAUCGGAGAUUUCAUUGA